This is a messenger RNA of Galendromus occidentalis (western predatory mite), 930 nucleotides long. RefSeq lists its product as uncharacterized. The record is from RefSeq and is a predicted model, not a curated record. The transcript has 3 exons. NCBI's taxonomy places the organism in Eukaryota, Metazoa, Arthropoda, Arachnida, Mesostigmata, Phytoseiidae. The coding region runs from base 41 to 409 and encodes 122 amino acids.
AUUGCUCCGAUUUUCAGUGGCGAUGUAGCUUUUCCAGAGAAUGCACUACGUUAUAGAGUUCUGUUUAAUCAGUGCGCUCACUCUCAGCUCCUCGUGGUUCUCUUCACCCAAUAUGUGUUCGGCCAUCGGAAUAGGUUGUCCGUUCGAACAGAACCUCACUUGUUUUGGAUCAUGCACGAAUAAGUUGUGGUACGACUGCUCCGAAUACAUGGGAGGUAAAGGCUGCUUGGUGUCGUAUUGUGUGCCAUGUACCGACCCGGUCUACCCGAUCGAUGCUCAGGACUGUCCUUUCGCAUACUCGGAAAAAGAUGAAUGUCCCUCCUUCUGUAUACAUCAAAUCGAGCCAUAUCGGGGCAACCCCUUGGAUGAGGAUAUUUUUGAAGCGGAUGUGGAUGAUGAGCUGUCCUGACCCCCGGGAGCUGAGUCUCAGUCUGAGCUCACUUGAUUUUCCAACGAGAGUUUAGUACCAAAGAAGUACAAAGCUUUUUAUCAUACUUUGUUGGCUAGGACUUACGCGGGACUAGAUUCUACCCGAGGUGAAUGCUUCAAACAAUUGUUCAAUGUAGAAAACGGCUAUGCUUAUGUUGCACAACGACCCCUGAUUCACGGAUAACGGUGGAGGUUUUGCGAUUCGACCUCUUUCGGGAUGGGUCGAAGCACCUUGUUCCAGUUCAUGUACCACCCGACCCUGAUGGGGAUCAUACGCACUCGUACCGCGAGCUGUACAGCAGCCAUUCGCGUUACAUCACCUAUGCAUUUGCAAGAUAGCUACCGCGAAGGAGCGGAGACUGGGAAUGAGGGUCGAGGGCGAGACUCUGAACUAGUUAGUUAAAGCUCAACCCAAUCUAUGGAUUGGGGAAUGAUUCUCUGUGAACCCACGGGACGGGCCGGAGACAGAGAAAGAAAUUAAAUCAUAUCAUAUUUUGUUUA